Oldenlandia corymbosa var. corymbosa is the source of this 1299-nucleotide messenger RNA. The record is from the annotation of a GenBank genome assembly. NCBI's taxonomy places the organism in Eukaryota, Viridiplantae, Streptophyta, Magnoliopsida, Gentianales, Rubiaceae.
AUGGAUGUUGAUGCAGUUCGCCGAGCAAAAAAUACACUCAGUGUUAGUGGAGCAAUGGAGAUUGGUCUAUUUUCAUCUGAUAUAUUUGCAGUUAAACCUUAUAACUGGGCUCCCAUGUAUGAUAAGAUGCCGAGGACUACUAGGCUCACAAUUCCAUUCGAGGGAAUCUAUGUAGAGUCUCGCGAAAAUGGAGGGCAUAAUUUGUUGUGUUUGUUGGGGAAUGCAACCAGCCCUGCUCCAGGUUCAAGCCAAGAAAUCGUGCUUGUUCUUCAAUACCCCAAGACCUUCAGUUUGACUAACAGAGGCAUCAAUGGUGAAAUGAUUAGCUUAAACCAAAGGUGGAACAGAGCCCACUUCGGUAAGAUCCAGACAUCAUCACAACCGGGGCACUAUCACCUCAAUUACCAAUUUGGAUCGCAUGAAAUUCUGUCAAAGUUUUACAACCCAUAUCCUUAUCCUGAGCCUUUGAUUCGUGAAAACAUCAACACAUAUAGAGGGGAUGGAUACUGCGAAAAGAUGCGACAACUAAUGUGGGGUGAAGAUUUAUUGUGUGAGCCUGGAACUGAUCUAAAUAGGGAAAGCUUUGUUUUGGUUUCUGGUGUUCUCAGAGUAAUACAAAAAUCAGAUCAUUACUUAUAUAGGGAAGAGAAGAGAACAUGUCUUUCCACCAUGACCCUUUCUAUGGAGGGGAAAUGGCAUUCUUUUGAUGGGCAACUUUGUAGAGUUGGUUGCAUUGGCCCUCCUGAUGGUCUUUCAGAAAAAUGCAAUGCUCGAAUCACUUUAUACAUCCCACUCUCUUUCUCCAUUAAACAGCGAUCCGCGGUGUUUGGAACCAUAACGAGCACAACUGGAUUACAAUCACAUGCUCCUCUUAUGUUUCAGAAGCUGGGCGAUGAUACUGCCAGCUUAUCUUUCCUAGCAAAUGAUCCCUCCGUUAAACUUUGUGCUGUUCCACUCACUUUGAAAGACAACGAAGGAUCUCAGGUGCACGUAGAAAUAGAACUUCUCUCCAUUGGUCCAAUUUUACGACGCCAUGACAUCUCAUAUCAGGAGAUGAUUGAAUAUGAGAAGAGAAGUUCAGGCGAUCAUAAAGAAAUCAAAGUCUCGGGUUAUCUUAGAAUAAGAGGUGGACCAUUCCAUGAUGGAACACUCAAUUUAGAAGGGAUGUACGAUCCGGCUGUUGGAAUAAUGUAUCUGGUUGGGUGCAAGGAUGUUUCUGAGUCUUCUCACUCCAAACUGGAAACAGGUUUAGACUAUUUGAUUGAAAUUAAAGUGGAAUACUAUCCCAAAAAUGCAUGA